AUGAGUCUGGGCAUCAUGGAAGAGGAAGACCUGGCCGAAUACUUCCGGCUGCAGUAUGGGGAGCGGCUGCUGCAACUACUGCAGAAAUUCCCCAACCUCGAGGAUCAGUCGGAUUCCCCAUCCAUCCGGCUGCUGGAGAAGAAGAAGGAGGCCAAGAUUGUCCACCAGGCUAUGGAGCAGAAGAAGGAGAUGUUUCAGCGCCGAAUGGAGAUGCUGACCAUGCGCUGGGAGGAGCUGGGCGUCAAGGAGGCACAGCUAAAGGCCUACAUCCAGAAGUUUGAGCAGUUCAUUCAGGAGAAUGACCAGAAGCGGAUCCGUGCCCUGAAGAAGGCCAACAAGGAGCGGGACCUCAAGCGGCAGCGCAUCCGAGAGCUGGCCAAGGCCAAGCAGGAGAUCGUGGCCCUGCGUGUGGAGCACCAGCGGCUGAGCGCCAAGCUACAGGACUACGCCAUCUUCAACAAGUACCUGGAGAAGGUGGUGGAGAACUCGGAGUUUGAAGAGAUCCACGAGGUGAUUGCGCGCUACAAGACACUGGUGAGCAUGCACCACGACCUCAUGCAGUCGGCUCAGGAAGGCCAGGAGAACAUUGAGCGUGCCAAGGCGCGCCUGGCACGCUACAUGGAGGAAAAGGACGAUGAGAUCUUGCAGCAUAACAAUGACCUGGCUCGCCUGCAGAUGCGCUUCGACCGUGCCCGCAGCGACGUCAUCAUCUGGGAGUCUCGCUGGGCACACAUCCAGAACACAGCGGCCAAGAAGACCCUCCUGCUUGGCACCAUCAAGAUGGCCACACUGAACCUUUUCCAGAUUGUCAACAAGCAGCUCAAAGACAUGGCCCACGUAUCCCUGGAGGACACGCACAAGCAGCUGGACAUGAUCCAGCAGUUCAUCCAAGACCUGUCAGACAUCUGGUCGGAGGUGAAGAAGAAGGAGCAGCAGCAGAUCCGAGUUUAAGCAGGCAGCAUGGUUCUGGAAUGUUCUGAGACAGAGACUGAGAGAGAACAAGUUGGUGGUGAUCACGCAG
Molecule: messenger RNA, 1021 nt
Organism: Ochotona curzoniae (black-lipped pika)
Lineage: Eukaryota; Metazoa; Chordata; Mammalia; Lagomorpha; Ochotonidae
Gene: CCDC42
Product: coiled-coil domain containing 42
Exons: 7
Coding region: 1-951 (316 amino acids)
Biological process (GO): spermatid development
Source: RefSeq, a predicted model, not a curated record